ACUGACCCCAGUGAACCACCUUUUCCAACCUCGUUACCCAGGGCAAUAUUCCGAAUACAAAACCAGAGGCCCAGAAGCCGAAUUAUAUUUUAAUUCCAACUCCCCCAGAAGGAAAAAUAAAAUAAUACAUACAUAUGGGCCCUUCCCACAUUCGAGUUCCGUCCCCCUCAGCGUCUUCCUUUCAUGAAUCAAUGUCGACUCCAGGACACAGAGAUUCUCACGUAUACGUGACACCCCAGCAAAGCCCGGCUUUAGGUUUCGGCACACCUCCAAUGUCGCAUGAUAAUAAUUGGGGGCGGGACACCAGAGAGUCAACACACUCCUCAAGCGUUCAUUCUGUCUCUCCCGCCCUUGGACAGCGCCAGCUUCACGACCAUUCCCACGUUAGAUCUCGUCACCAACACCACCACCACCAACACCACUCCUUGCCUUCCCCGCCGCAACAGGAGCACUCAUUUACCACGAUGCCUUCCGAGUUCCACGACCGUACAAAUCCUCCCCUCUCCCCCCCAGCUUCGGAUGGCCUUAUGUCGCCCAUGAGCCAUACCCACGACUUCCAGGACAAGAUUCCCAUGGACCCCAAUCUCCCAACAAUGUGGAUGUCGAACGCCUUUGGCAUGAAGGCGGACAGUGACGACAUGUCAUUGCCCAUGCAGGACCAUUCUGUCACGGCCUCACCGCCGCCGCUCUUCAUUGAGGACAUCCUUCGCGCCCAGGACAACCAUAGCAUGCAGGGAAUGGGAAAUGGAUUCAUGGACGAGCACGAUUUCCAGGAGCACGGCUUGAGCGGACCAUCUCCUAUGAAGCGACCUCGGGACGAACUUUCCUCUGUUGUUGGAUUUGGAGGUCAGUUCCAUUCGGGUGCGGCAGGUACCUCUGGCGUCAGUAGGGUCCGUAAGAAGCGCCAUUUGACCGAGCCCAGCGAGGCCAAUUUUCACUGCACCAAGUGCGGGAAAUACUUCUCGAGGAUCUGGAACUACAACGCGCACUUAGAGACCCACAACCCUCACCGACCCAGACCUCACGUUUGCCCUGUCGACGAUUGCAAGAAGGCUUUUGUCAGACGAACCGACUUGACCAGACAUCAGCAAUGUGUGCAUGCUAAGGAUAAGAAAUUCCGCUGCGAACUUUGCAACAACAUGUUUGCCCGCAAGGACACUCUUAGAAGACAUGAAGAUGAUGGUUGUCCAAAGCGCGUCGAUAUCGCAUCCAGAGGAUCAAAGAACAAGCCCAUAGUCUGGAACUCGCAAGCACUCGGUUUCUACAGCGCAAUGCAGCGCCGCGACGAAGUACUCCCAAACAUGACUGCCUAUGACCCCCAAAUGCGACCAAAUCACUACGAUAACGGAAUGUCCUCUCAUCUCCCUCCUCUCUCGGACAUCGUUCCAAAGACUCCAUCAUCAGUCCUGUGGGGCUAAGCACACCGUCCUUCUAGGGAUCGUUGUUUCUUGUACAAUCUUCUUUUCCUUUUUCCGGUGCCUUGAAGUAUUGCAAAGGGUAUUUAUUUAGAGGCGCAAUUUUGUUUUUUCAUUUUGGCCUGGGUAUUUUCCUCAUAGUUUCAUACCACUUGGUUUUUAUUUUUUUUAUUUUUUACCCUUGUUCAACUCUCUCGCUUUCUUUCCCUUCUCAUUCUCAUUUCUUCUCUCUUCUUUCCCAAUUAUUCCUUUUGUCAUAGUUCUGCGCGGUAAAGGAAAAAGGGAAAACGGGGUCGGCUGGCUUUUUGUUUUACUGGCUCUAAACGACUGGCUCAGUCGUUGUGAGCAAAUGUCUUGCUUGUCCAUAUUGUCGAGCGCAACAUUCUACGUCAUUUAUUUAGGGAAGAUAUGGAGUUCUUGAAAUAACAAAAUCCAAUGCAUUUAUGGAAAUUGGUUUCCG
Molecule: messenger RNA, 1875 nt
Organism: Tuber melanosporum (Perigord truffle)
Lineage: Eukaryota; Fungi; Ascomycota; Pezizomycetes; Pezizales; Tuberaceae
Exons: 3
Coding region: 465-1418 (317 amino acids)
Biological process (GO): regulation of transcription by RNA polymerase II
Molecular function (GO): DNA-binding transcription factor activity; RNA polymerase II cis-regulatory region sequence-specific DNA binding
Source: RefSeq, a predicted model, not a curated record